UCCUCCAGGACCAUCCCUUCCCCAGCUCUCCCGCCCCCAGCCCCAAUCUCCCGGACCCCCCUCUCCCAAUCCCCCCCCAUUUUCUGUGGGCCUCCUCUGUCCGGGGUCAGAGGUCAGCCUCCCGGCCCAAGUGACCCCGAGCCCUGUGCUGACCGUCCAUCCAUCCAUCCAUCCAUCCAUCCAUCCAUCUACCGUCCAUCCGCCCAUCCUUGGGUGGGUGGGCCCUGAGCUCGCCCCAUGGUGUCCCUGCAGGGGGGUCCGGCCCGAGGCCGCGGUGGGCUCAACCUCAAGGAGGAGCCGCUGCCUGCGGGGCUCCGGCCCGGUCGCCCCUGGACGCUGCCCAACGCUGCCGCCGCCAUCCUGGACGCCACCGUCGCAGCACAGAGCGGCGCGGGCCUGGCCCGGGCUCACUUCGAGAAGCAGCCGCCCGCCAACCUGCGCAAAUCCAACUUCUUCCACUUCGUGCUCGCCAUGUACGACCGGCACGGGCAGCCCGUGGAAGUGGAGCGCUCCGCCUUCGUCGGCUUCGUGGAGAAGGGAAGGGAGCACGGAGGGGAGAAAACGAACAACGGCAUACACUACCGGUUACAGCUCCUCUACAGCAACGGUAUCCGAACGGAGCAAGACUUAUACGUGCGCCUCAUCGACUCGGCGUCCAAACAGGCCAUCGUCUACGAGGGGCAGGACAAGAACCCCGACAUGUGCCGGGUGCUCCUCACCCACGAGAUCAUGUGCAGCCGCUGCUGCGAUAAGAAGAGCUGUGGAAAUCGCAACGAGACGCCCUCUGACCCGGUCAUCAUAGACAGGUUUUUCCUCAAGUUUUUCCUGAAGUGUAACCAGAAUUGCCUGAAGAACGCGGGUAACCCUCGUGACAUGCGCCGCUUCCAGGUGGUGGUGGCCACCACGGUCAGCGUGGACGGGCACGUAUUGGCCGUGUCCGACAACAUGUUCGUCCACAACAACUCCAAGCACGGCCGUCGGGCCCGCCGCCUCGACCCCUCGGAAGCAGUCGCCCCCUGCAUCAAGGCCAUCAGCCCCAGCGAGGGCUGGACCACGGGCGGGGCCACCGUCAUUGUCAUCGGGGACAACUUCUUCGACGGACUGCAGGUGCUCUUUGGCACCGUCCUGGUGUGGAGCGAGCUGAUCACUCCCCACGCCAUCCGGGUGCAGACGCCCCCUCGACACAUCCCCGGAGUGGUGGAAGUGACGCUGUCCUUCAAGUCCAAGCAGUUCUGCAAAGGGGCUCCGGGCCGCUUCGUCUACACCGCUCUCAACGAACCCACCAUCGACUACGGCUUCCAACGGCUGCAGAAGGUGAUUCCCCGGCACCCAGGCGACCCAGAGCGCCUGCCCAAGGAGCUGCUGCUGAAGAGGGCGGCCGACCUCGUGGAGGCCCUGUACGGAAUGCCGCACAGUAACCAGGACCUGAUCUUGAAGCGGGCAACGGGCAUCGCGGAGGCCUUGUACAGUUUACCCCGUCCCCCGAGCCAGCUUGGGGUCCUCGCCAACAGCCAUCCUCACGCCGCUCUGGCCGGCAUCGCCGGCAGCAUCGGAGACGCCGCCCAGGGCAUCGAGCAAGGUUUCUCCCGCACCACCACGACCAGCGGAGGCGGCGGAGGAGGAGGAAGAGAAGGAGGGUCUCCCCUCCCCAACGCUUACGUGCCCAGCUCUAGCCCUCAGCAGAGCAGCUACAGCUCCGUCACGCCGAGCGUCGGCGGCUACGGGGCCGCGGGCAUGGCCAGUCUAGGUGUGCCGGCCUCCCCCGGCUUCCUCAACGGCUCCACCGCAAACUCGCCCUACGCCACCGCCGCCUCCACCAGCGUGUUCUCCUUCUCGCCGGUCAACAUGAUCUCUGCUGCCGUUAAGCAGAAGAGCGCCUUCGCCCCCGUGCUGCGCCCGACCGUCUCCUCGCCUCCGCCCUGCAGCGGCCUGCAAGACCAGGAGUUUGAGGACGCGGACAAGUUUCCCCCUGCCUCUCGGGCCUUGCAGGGAGUGGCCUACUCCUGAACCCCCCACGUCCGGCGGCCUAGGGGAGCGGACCCGGAAGGAGCCACCCGUGCCCUCGGGCCUCGCCCCAGAUCUCCAGGACGCUCGGACGCAGAGGAGACCACCCCAGCCCUACGCCGGUUCCAGCGUGGGCGAGCGUGAGGCUCGGAAAGGACCCCAGUCCCGCCAUCCACCGGGGCCCGUCAGGGCGGAGGAAGCCGGAUCUGGCCGGGCCCCCCUCCCCGGCCAGGGAAGGGAAGAGGAAAAGUUGGGGCUUAGGGUAGGGGUCCGGGGUUAGAUAUCAGAAGUGUGGAGGGAGGGAGGGAUACCCAGGGAUGGGUUGGAGGCAGUGAGGCUCUGCCUCCACCUCUGCCUCAGUCCCUGUCCCCAGUCUCCAACCCCGCCCUGCUCCCCACUGCCAUUGAAUACCCAGCCUCCUCCUGCUAGGGCCCCCUGGCCUGCCAGGGUCUGGCUUCAAGCGCUUAGUACAGUGUUCUGCACCCAGUAAGCGCUCAAUAAAUACGAUUGAUUGAUUGGCUGAGGCCCAGAGAGACAGUCCUAGGGGAAAGAUGGCGGCGGGGCGCGGAGCAGCGCCUCUUCUCCAAAGGCCCGGACGAGCUGGCCCUGUUCCCCCUGAGCCGUCCCGCCCCCGUCUAGACUGUAAGCUCCUUGUGGGCAGGGAACG
Messenger RNA from Tachyglossus aculeatus (Australian echidna), 2671 nucleotides. It is a transcript of the gene EBF4, whose product is annotated as EBF family member 4. NCBI's taxonomy places the organism in Eukaryota, Metazoa, Chordata, Mammalia, Monotremata, Tachyglossidae. The transcript has 17 exons. Gene Ontology annotation, molecular function: DNA-binding transcription factor activity, RNA polymerase II-specific; RNA polymerase II cis-regulatory region sequence-specific DNA binding. Bases 238 to 2007 code for a protein of 589 amino acids. The record is from RefSeq and is a predicted model, not a curated record. Gene Ontology annotation, biological process: regulation of transcription by RNA polymerase II.